This is a messenger RNA of Trifolium pratense (red clover), 1396 nucleotides long. RefSeq lists its product as uncharacterized. Gene Ontology annotation, biological process: regulation of DNA-templated transcription. The record is from RefSeq and is a predicted model, not a curated record. Gene Ontology annotation, molecular function: protein binding; transcription coregulator activity. Gene Ontology annotation, cellular component: histone deacetylase complex. The transcript is spliced from 6 exons. Bases 292 to 1008 code for a protein of 238 amino acids. Lineage: Eukaryota; Viridiplantae; Streptophyta; Magnoliopsida; Fabales; Fabaceae.
GGAGCGCAUGAUUAAAUAACCCACCUUCCCUAUCCUACGUGUCACUUUCUAAUUGGUUCAUUACCUCUCGUCGGGAUUCAUACCAACACACCAAUAAACGAAACAAGUCACACUCUCACUCACUCUUUUUCUCUCUCUUCUUUUUGUUGUGUUUUCUCUUUGCACAAUUUCACCAUUUUCUCCGUUUUCUUUUCACUUUUUACUCUUCAAAUUCUCAUUUUCGUAACAACCAAUGCACGAUCUUCAUUAACAAUAUGAAAUUUUGAGAGAUUAUUAUUACUAUUUUCAAAUAUGCUUCAAGCAAUGGAAACUAAUGGUGUUGGUGUUGGUGUUGGUAAUGGUGGUGGUUUCUCCGCUCAUUUACAAAGCUGUGGUGGUGGUGGUGGUGGUGAUAGUAGUGAAGAGGAAUUGUCAGUGUUACCUCGUCAUACUAAGGUUGUUGUUACGGGAAAUAACCGUACGAAAUCGGUUCUUGUUGGUCUUCAAGGUGUUGUUAAGAAAGCCGUUGGAUUAGGUGGUUGGCAUUGGCUGGUUCUUACAAAUGGUAUUGAAGUGAAGCUACAAAGGAAUGCUCUUAGUGUGCUUGAAGCUCCUACUGGCAAUGAAGAAGAUGAUGACCUUGAAUUUGAUAAUGUGCAAUGGAAUAAUGGAUCAGAUAUGGCAUCUGACGAUACACAUAAGUCUCACAAAUCGAGGCAGAGAAUGCAUAGAUCAUUGGGAUCAUGUCAUAAGACGAUGAGUAGGUCCUUCUCUGGUGAUUCACAGUCUAAGGGGUCCGUUACAAUGUCUCAUGGGUCCACGAAGGUUGACUUGAGCAAGCUUGAAAUGGCUGCAUUGUGGAGAUAUUGGAGACAUUUUAAUCUUGUGGAUGUUGUCCCGAAUCCAUCGAAAGAGCAGCUUGUAGAUGUUGUUCAGAGGCAUUUCAUGUCCCAAAUGCAAUUGGAUGAGUUGCAGGUCAUUAAGGGAUUCGUUAAUGCUGCAAAGAGGCUCAAGACUGUGUGCAAAUGAGAUUGGAGCGACGACAAGAAUUGACAAGAUAUGUUAAAAUAUAGUAUUGUCUAUGCUAACAGAGAUACUGUAUCUAGUGUUCACUUCCCUUAGUACUCCUAUGUAGCAUAUUAAUCGGGAAUUUGUAUCUUUCUGAUAUAGUAGUUAGUAGGUUAAGUAAUAGUUUGAGGUUAUAGAGGUACUAAUUACUCUUUUGUGGCCACCUAGUUAUGUAGAUAUAUGUGACCUUGAAACUGGGAUGUUAAGGAAAGGUUCCAUUCCGAGGCUUUCUUAUCGAAGCUAAGUUCGAUUCAAUGUAGUAUUGCUGACCUGGGAAGUGAGCUUUUAGAGACCUUAUUGUAUAUAAAUAUUUUAGUUUCUCUCAACUGUGAUUCUUCACUAUUUACUA